This is a messenger RNA of Cooperia oncophora, 390 nucleotides long. The record is from the annotation of a GenBank genome assembly. Lineage: Eukaryota; Metazoa; Nematoda; Chromadorea; Rhabditida; Trichostrongylidae.
AUGUCACGAUGGAGCGAGUCGAUUUAUAGCGAACCGAAUACAUCGAGGAAUUCUCAACACGGAUUUCUCACGGAGUUGGAUGCUCGCCUCUAUGAAGGAGUACCCAUGAGCGACCCACAACUGGAUGCUGAAGCAGGCGAAUGGGCGGCACGUUUUCUCCACCUUCGUGUUCGCGGUGUGAAGUGCAACAUCUCGACAGGGAAACCAAAUGGAGGCGGAAGAAACGGUGAUACACGUGAAGGCGACGUCGUCACGGACCUGCAGCUGGUUGCUGAAGCAAAUCUUACUCGUUCGAGUAAGUCUUCUCCAGUUAAGAGAAGCUCAAAGACGUCUGCAACUAAUCAUUCUGCAACCGUGCAUUUGCCCAAGUUAAAUGAAAUGAAAAGGUAA